AUGGCUUCACUGCUCAUGAAACCUACAGUAACCAAAAGAAGAGAUGAGGUGUAUGUUGCAGCAGUGCCUCUAAGAGCCACAAAAGGGCCUGCCCAGCUUCUUGCCUCUUCUGCUUACUCUCUCAAUCUCUGGGAUUUGCAGCAUUUCAUGGUUAUAGUUAAACCCUCCUCACCUCCACCUCAUUCUCAGGCCUUGGUUUUUGAUUUUCAACCAAAAGAUCCUGAAAACAUAUUUGCAGCCCUUGCAGUUCUAUCUGGAAAAGCAAUACCAGGAGUUGUUCUCAUGAGGAAGUUGUCAAAACUCCCCAGAAGCAAAUGCUGGUUUGUUGGGUCUCCCAAAGCAGGUGCCUUAGAUAUGGCACUUGAAUUCAACGAAGUCUGGGACACUAAUUUGAGGGUUGGCCAUCACGAUUGUCGAGAUUAUACCAAUGGCUUGGUGAAGUACCUCACAGGUGAAGGGUACAUCCUGGAGCGUUUGAGAAGUAGUGUGUGA
Messenger RNA from Prunus armeniaca (apricot), 492 nucleotides. NCBI's taxonomy places the organism in Eukaryota, Viridiplantae, Streptophyta, Magnoliopsida, Rosales, Rosaceae. The record is from the annotation of a GenBank genome assembly.